This is a messenger RNA of Schistocerca gregaria, 420 nucleotides long. RefSeq lists its product as uncharacterized. Lineage: Eukaryota; Metazoa; Arthropoda; Insecta; Orthoptera; Acrididae. The record is from RefSeq and is a predicted model, not a curated record. Bases 1 to 420 code for a protein of 139 amino acids. The transcript has 2 exons.
AUGGUACCAUUUACUGGACGCUGCACAUUCUCUCAGUAUGCUCCAAACAAACCGCGCCCUUUGGGAAUUAAAAACUUUGUUUUGGCAACAACGAAAGGUUUAGUACUUGAUUUUGAAUUUUACCAAGCUUUGCCAUUAUUGCAACAGUUACUUGACCUAUGGCUGGAAGGAACAGGAACCGUAAUGAAAAACAGAGUGAAACCAGUUCACCUGACAGAAGCAACGAGACUGAAGAGAGGAGAUAUGGAAGAAUUCUACAGGGAUGAUGAUAAAAUAGUCACCUUCCAGUGGAAAGAUUCAAAAUCUGUGACCCUUGCCUCUACUUUUACAGGAUGUGAACCUGUAAGCAAUGUUGAGAGAUGGAGUAAACCAGAAAAGAAGUACAUCUUAGUGCCAUGUCCUGCAGUCGUAGUGAAGUAA